GCAGUUUUGAAUUUCAGAACGAGAGGGGAUAAGAUCUCUUUAUGGACAAAGAACGCUGCAAACAAGGAUGCUCAGCUAAGCAUUGGGAAGCAGUGGAAGGAACUUCUUGGUUACACAGAAACAAUCGGAUUCAUAUUUCAUGAGGAUGCAAAGACUCUUGAUCGUAAUGCUAAACCUCAGUAUACUGCAUGAGUUUCAAGUUCUACUUUUCUCAGCUUCCCCGUAAGGAAAAACAAGACUCAAAAGGAGAAGAGAGCAAAGAAGUGCUGCUGAGAAAAGAGAUGAGCGGCAGAGAGAAGUCAGAGAUGGAAACCGAAGACGCUAAAGAAACUGAUACGAGAACAGAGUCGACAUCCAUGGAAGAAACUGAGGGACAAGAUACGGAUUUGUGUACGAGCGAAGCUGGUGAUAGAACUGAUUGGAGACGCAAAAGAGAUCAUCCAAGGGAUAAUGCAACUCAGAUGAGGCACGAGUUGGAUCAGUCGAGUGGGCAUCCAGUUCGUACAGGUGUAGCGGAUUGUCAGUAUUACCUCCUAAGUGGUCGUUGUUUCUUUGGACGAAGUUGCAGAUACAAUCACCCACCGAGAAAUCAGAUGGGAGAUGAUACGGUGCAACCGAGUGCGUAUCAAGUUCGUCUAGGUGCUAAAGAUUGUGAACAGUAUCUACAAACUGGGCAGUGUAGCUAUGGACUUAAAUGCUGGUUCAAUCAUCCACCGCUUACUGAGAGAAAUCAGAUGAGACAUGAAAUGGUGCAACCGAGUCCCUAUCCAGGUGCAAGAGAUUGUGAACAAUAUCUACAGAAAGGACAGUGUAGCUACGGACGUAGGUGCCGAUUCAAUCAUCCUCCUGCACCGGUGCUUCCGGAGAGGGUUAGCCGUCCGUUUUGUAAGGCUACAACUUGGUUUAGGAGAUCUGAUGAGAUGAGACACGGAACAGAGUCAAGCUUUAUGGCAUUGGCAGAGAAGAGGGCGAGAUGUAAUCCAAGAGAAAGAUUCCAAGAUGUAAGUGAUGAUGUAGUGGCGGGACAAAACACUUGGUUGCAGAGGAGACGAGCUCAAGAGAAUAUGCAGAGAGGCAACGAGAGUGAGGAGGAACGAACACUGAGGGAGAGGCAAGCUCAUGAUCUGGAGGAACAGAAGGUGGAGGGAAAAUGGAGAGUUUAUCAGAUCAAAUCCACUGUUCAAUCCAGUGAAGGAGGGAUUCAAAAGGAACAACGAUUGGAGAUACCAGAGAAUCCACAAGAACAGGCAGAUAUGGAGAGGCAGAACAGAGAGGCUCAAGAUAAAGCACAGGAGGAACGUAGUAGAUCGUUAACAGAUAACGUGGAUCAGCUCGGACAGUUUCUACAAGUUAUUGGGUUUGAGAGAAAAGAGGGCGAUGGGUUUUAAGAGGAAACAGAGUUGUGAGUGAGACACACCCAAGAAAACUCUCAGGUUGUUUGGGACGCGAGAAAACGAUAUGUGUUGGGAUGGUUUAGGUCAAUCUGUUCGUAGUUUCAAUCUUGUAAUUGUUUAGUGUUGUUGUGUUAGUUCGGUUGAUCAUUCACUUUUAAAAGAUUACGUUUGAGCAAAAUAAUAGCCAAGUACCGAAAGGUAAUCUAGUCUUCAAUCACACUAGUAUGAAAAUAAAUUGUAGCCAAGUACAAUUCUUGUAUGCUCAAGGUCUUGUAUUUUUUUUACUACGAGAAAUAAGCAUAUAAGUAUUAUUGAA
This is a messenger RNA of Raphanus sativus (radish), 1710 nucleotides long. RefSeq names its product putative zinc finger CCCH domain-containing protein 9. Gene Ontology annotation, molecular function: mRNA binding; metal ion binding. NCBI's taxonomy places the organism in Eukaryota, Viridiplantae, Streptophyta, Magnoliopsida, Brassicales, Brassicaceae. Bases 189 to 1388 code for a protein of 399 amino acids. The record is from RefSeq and is a predicted model, not a curated record. The transcript is spliced from 14 exons.